GUAAUGUCUAGGGGUGUGGUCAACAUGCCUAUAUCGAUGUCAGGGAACUGCAGACCGGAGGCGUGGAAAGUGAGCGGCAAAACAUAACCAGAAGCGCUGCCGCAAUCAGAAGACAAACCCAAUCACCGCAAAAUACUGAAUCUUCUGGCGGGGGGCCAAUGUUGACACCACCUGCGGCUCACCUAUCCCCCAGUUCCUCCACAUUCACAUCACAUCCGAACGCAGCUCCUCCAGGGAUCACAUCAUGCACGACCUCUGAUACUGGAUUGAUAAACUUAACCUCCUCUGCCUCUUCCAGAAAUCCACAAUCGGAGCCACUUUAUCUGCUGGUAUGUAUCAAUGGGAGGGCAUACAAAACCUUGGCAGAGCUUCGUCAUCUCGAUGUCUACAAUUGCUGGAACGACGAGCUACUCAUGAGAGGGAUUCUCGAGCAGUAUGAGCAAGCGAGCAAGGAACGCCAUUUGACAAUAGCUAUGCUCAUCUCGAUACUGCCAGCCAGUUUCAUUAAAUGCCUUCGAGCUACGUGGGAAAACAUACCGAUCUCCAUUCGGAACCCGCAUUUCAGCCUGAACUCGUCAUUGGCGUUGUCGAUAUCGGAGUGGUGGAGUACAUUAGUGCCUCAUAUCAGUAUAUGGGCGCCGCUAUAUAUCAUAGACACCGCUGACUUUGUUGAAUUUGAACUUGUCCCCCAUCCUGAGGGCAAAGAUGCGUUUCCGGACUACUUCACAUCCGGCUGCUGGCCUCCGCCAGACAACAGGCAGUACCGCUACAACCCAGUUCCCAUGAAGUGUGCAAAGACGAUCAACCUGUGGCAUAUGCGCCAGCCAGGUCCCCACACGGAGUUCUACUGGCACAAUACCGUGCCGAAGAAACUGGACGGUCCGCUUCACCGGCCACCGGGAACCUUAGAGAAUGUCGUGGGCUACGGGGUGCGUAUCAACGAGAGGCUAAAUGAUGUGUUGAUUCUCUGGUGGUCUUUGGUUCUCAUUCUACUCACUGGCCUAUUCAUAUUCGUGUACUCCAAGUGCACAGGCGAUAAUUCCUCAGCAUUCGGAUUGGGUGCGUACCUGGUGGCGGCACUCACAAUUUACGUACAGCUGCAGUAUGCUUGGUGGAAGAGGAUAUGAGGUAGAUAUUGCGAGAUGAAAGUUGAUAUGUGAGCAAGUAAAAAUGAAAGACGAUGAUUCUCCUG
Cryphonectria parasitica EP155 is the source of this 1192-nucleotide messenger RNA. RefSeq lists its product as uncharacterized. The record is from RefSeq and is a predicted model, not a curated record. The coding region runs from base 159 to 1127 and encodes 322 amino acids. The transcript has 2 exons. Lineage: Eukaryota; Fungi; Ascomycota; Sordariomycetes; Diaporthales; Cryphonectriaceae.